AUGCCAUUCCCACCUCCACCACGUGAAGGGCUCGAUUGGAACGCAACAUCGGCGGAGAGCCAAGUGCAUGCACAUGUCGAGUGCCGAUGGACGAGCGAGAAAGGCGCUUGGUCCAAGCCCGAAGUUGUUCAGGAUCCUUUCCUGCGCGUCCACGGCUUGUCGCCUGUCUUUCACUAUGGCUCGGAGGCGUACGAAGGACUAAAAGCGUUCCGUGCCCCCGAUGGACAGAUCCAUAUCGUCAGGCCCGACUUCCACGCACGCCGUCUCAUGCACUCGUCGUCUCUGGUAUCCAUUCCUCCAGUCCCCAUUGACGACUUCCUGCGAUGCGUCCACCUGGCAGUGGGGAUCAAUGCCGACAUUGUCCCCCCGCACAAGUCCGAUGCGAUGCUGUACAUUCGGCCAGUCGUCUUUGGUUCGGGAGCCUGCCUUCGGCUGGAGCCACCCGGCGAGUUUGUCUUUUGCGUGUUCGUCACCACUUCGGGCGCCUUCCACGGCUUGAAGCCACUCGACGCAUUGAUCCUUGAAGAUUUUGACCGUGCCGCGCCAAUGGGGACUGGAUCAGGCAAAGUCGGCGGCAACUACUCGCCCGUCAUCCGCUGGAGCCAGCAGGCCAAGAAGGAGGGAUUCCAUAUCACCCUGCACUUGGACAGCAAGACCCGAAGCGAGAUUGAAGAGUUCUCGACAUCUGCAUUUGUUGGCGUCAAAGUCGUGGGGGAGGUCACGACACUCGUUGUCCCCGACUCCAAGAACGUCGUAAACAGCGUGACGUGCGACAGUGUUCAGCGAUUGGCCAAGUCUUUUGGGUGGACCGUGGAGCAAAGGGCGAUCAAAUACGAUGAGCUGCCAAGUUUUACCGAAGUGAUGGCCUGCGGAACGGCAGUCACCAUCGUUUCCAUCAAGUCAAUCACCCGAAAGAGCACAUCCGACAGAUUUGAAUACCGAGAAAGCACAUUGGCGGCUGGCUCUUGUGCAAAAAGACUCUCAGACAAGCUUCGCAGCAUUUACCAUGGCACGGGCAAGGACGAAUUUGGAUGGCUCAGCAAGGUGGAGAAGCCUGCCAUGUACGAUGAUAACGGGAAGACGAAUGGCGUUGAGUAG
Messenger RNA from Drechmeria coniospora, 1098 nucleotides. RefSeq lists its product as uncharacterized. The transcript is spliced from 5 exons. Gene Ontology annotation, molecular function: branched-chain-amino-acid:2-oxoglutarate transaminase activity. Lineage: Eukaryota; Fungi; Ascomycota; Sordariomycetes; Hypocreales; Ophiocordycipitaceae. The coding region runs from base 1 to 1098 and encodes 365 amino acids. Gene Ontology annotation, biological process: branched-chain amino acid metabolic process. The record is from RefSeq and is a predicted model, not a curated record.